Messenger RNA from Suillus discolor, 327 nucleotides. RefSeq lists its product as uncharacterized. The record is from RefSeq and is a predicted model, not a curated record. Bases 1 to 327 code for a protein of 108 amino acids. Lineage: Eukaryota; Fungi; Basidiomycota; Agaricomycetes; Boletales; Suillaceae. The transcript has 2 exons.
AUGGCACCUUCCACACAGAGAUUUGUGGGGUGGUUUUGUGGAGUACGGAUGGAGUCUGAGGAGCCGGGGCAGAGAAGGGCCGGGCACCUAAACGCUGUCGGGAGCCUCCGAACAAAAGACAAACCUUCUACAUAUGAAGUUCGCCAAUCAAAUAAGGGUACCGAGAAGGCGUACACAUGUUUCUUGGCUGUAGAGAUGACCGACUCGCUACCACAUUUGGCUCCAGCGAAACAGACCCUCUUCCCACACAGGGUAACGCGGGAGUCGGGGAAUACGUAUCGUAGGACUCCUCCAAGACGUGUGAAGGCUCUCACACUGUCCGCUUGA